AUGCAGCAAAGCCCCAAAGUCCACGGUCAGCACGCUGACGAGACCCGGUCCGCCCGGGUCCCAGUGACAACCCAGAAGAAGUCCCACGACCCAUUGGUACACCUGCUCGCCGGCGCGAGCGGCGGCUUCGCAACAGCAAUUGUCACAUCACCCCUCGAUGUUCUUCGAACACGUCUUCAAUCCGAUUUCUACCAACAUCCUCCCUCUUCCUCCGACGCACCUCUCCGCACAAGCCAUAAAACCGCCCGAAUAGUCAGCAACAUCUACCGCGCAGAAGGAUGGCGAGCAUUCUUCCGCGGCCUAGGACCCAGCCUUGCAGGCGUGGUCCCGGCGACCGCUAUUAAAUUUUACGUCUACGGAAACUGCAAACGAAUCGGUGCCCAAGUGACAGGCCUCGGCGAAGACUCGACCAUCAUCCACGCGCAAGCCGCCAUCUCCGCGGGAAUAGCCACGGCGACUGCGACGAAUCCCAUCUGGCUCGUCAAGACCCGCUUGCAAUUGGAUAAGUCGCAGGCAGCCACCGGAGGCCGCCGGUACAAGAACAGUCUCGACUGUGUGCAGCAAGUUCUCCGCCAGGAAGGUGUCCGGGGUCUGUACAAGGGCCUCAGUGCAAGCUACCUAGGCUCCGUCGAAACAGCGCUCCAUCUAGUCCUGUACGAGCGCUUGAAGAAGAUGCUGAACAAAUCACUCGGAUCACCGGAUGGGAAAGAAACGGCUACGCAGCGGGAAAUCACAAGCUGGGUGAGCACGACAGGGGCGGCGGGUUCUGCCAAGUUUGCUGCUGCUCUACUGGCUUAUCCCCACGAGGUCAUCCGAACAAGACUCCGUCAAGCACCCCUCGAAAACGGCAUCCCCAAAUAUACCGGCCUGGUACAGUGCUUCCGACUCAUCGCCAAAGAAGAGGGAAUGGCAGGCCUGUACGGAGGCCUGAUGCCUCACAUGGUGCGAUCCAUUCCCUCGGCCAUCAUCACGCUGGGCGUAUACGAGUUCGUUCUGCGGUUUGUCGGCACAUCGCCGUAA
Molecule: messenger RNA, 1020 nt
Organism: Penicillium cinerascens
Lineage: Eukaryota; Fungi; Ascomycota; Eurotiomycetes; Eurotiales; Aspergillaceae
Product: putative mitochondrial carrier protein (Rim2)
Exons: 3
Coding region: 1-1020 (339 amino acids)
Biological process (GO): pyrimidine nucleotide import into mitochondrion
Cellular component (GO): mitochondrion
Molecular function (GO): pyrimidine nucleotide transmembrane transporter activity
Source: RefSeq, a predicted model, not a curated record